AUGGACCGUACGAAAGCUCCCGAUACAGAGCCCUUCAAAUCAUGGAACUUUCCGCCACCUGGAUGCUCUUCGAUUUCCCAGAGCCCUAUCAUCGACGCUAUAGUCAAAUUUAUUGAGGACGUCUUGGCCGCAUCCACGCAAUCGAUUUCAAAGUCCUACUACGUGCAGGAGGCGCUCUCUGCCACCCAGCUCCAAACCUACAUGGGGAUAUUCACCCUCCCUGUCUCGAAGUCGCCAUCACGUCCAUAA
This is a messenger RNA of Suillus clintonianus, 249 nucleotides long. RefSeq lists its product as uncharacterized. The record is from RefSeq and is a predicted model, not a curated record. The coding region runs from base 1 to 249 and encodes 82 amino acids. The transcript has 2 exons. Lineage: Eukaryota; Fungi; Basidiomycota; Agaricomycetes; Boletales; Suillaceae.